AUGAUGACGCAACAAAUUGAACCUUCACCGCGUCCCGGACUUCUGGCCAACUUCCGCAUUGGGGAACUAUGGCACGCGAUGUCUUCUGCAGAGAUACAAACGCGCAUCGGGCAGCUUAUUACCCAGGCGGAUGAAGCUGCUCGACGCGAUGGCUUACAAAAGGCCUCGGAAUUGCUCAAGGAAGCCUCUCAUCUGGAUCCGGACAAUGCCAAGGUGAAGGAGGCAUGGCUUGCUCUUCAAAAGAGGGAGCAGACAGGCGAUCUGAUUAAUCUACUUGGAAGCUAUCUUGGAUCUGGUCCGGAAAGCGAUGGCCAGAAAGCUUUGCAGGCUCUCAAACAGAGAAGGCCUCCUCCAGCCGAGGCCGUCGAAGCUAUCCGCCUGCUGCUGGAGCCUGCGAAGGAAGCAGACCUUCUCGACGCCCUAACCGGAACACUGUUGUACGUGAGCGUGGACGCGAAGAAAGCAUUGGCAGAGAAGCUAUUGGAGCCUUUCUCAGAGUUAUUCGACCAGCUGUUUGAGCGUGGCGAGGAGAGCUUCAAGGCGCUUGCUACGCUCGCCYUUGACGAAGCCAUCUGGGCAUCAAAAGAGAGACAGGUGGCAGCGCAAAAGGACUUGUUUCGCCUAGGUGUUGCCAAGCUUAUUGAUGUUGGUGUUGAAAACCUCGACCGGCCCAUGCAAUUGAUCGCGAGACAGCUAUCAAUCGCACCAGGCAAUGUCCAAAACCUCGUCGACGAGGAUGUAUUCGACGUGGUACUGGUAUGUCUUGACAUUCGACGCGAGCCGAGUCUGAGAAGGCAGGCCAUGUUGGCCACUUCAAAGAUGCUCGAGACGAUGAAGGAGAGAGGUGAAACCUUGUUUGGUCAUUUCAUUGCCUCAAAGGUCGCCAGGCAGACCAACGAUGAUUUGAUCGUUGCAUUCUCAGUCGCUGCAGCCGUGUUUCCCAUGGUACCAACAAUUGCAGCGAGCCUUUUCAUGACGGAUGGGUUCGUGCAGCAGUUGGUGCCGAACCUUGAAAGGAACUCGGAAGCCGCAAGUCAAGGGCAAAGGAAAAGUCGGACGCUGGAGCAGGCUGCGUUGGAGCUACUGAGCGCGGCUUGUGUAGACAAGUCAUGCAGAGAGGCCAUUGACCGUUAUUGCUCUCCUUGGCUUCGUGACCUGUCGGAUGAACGAGAUGGAACCCACAAAGCGCUCGCUGCCUUGAUCCUGGCAAAGAUAAAGUCCAGCUCACAGGCAGAAAUCACAGCCAAGCUAGCAGAUCUGGUUCUAGUUGGAGACACCGAGCGCGAUCAGGCCGUGGAAGGCCUUGCAUAUACUUCCUUGCAGCCAAAGAUCAAAGAAGAGAUCGCCUCCAACAAGAUGCUCCUAAAACGUCUCGUUGAUGCGUUGAACGAACGUCCUAGUGCAACUUUUGGCUGCUUGACAGUCUUCUCAAAUUUGACGUCCUACCGACCAGUCCAAACUGCCGAGCAAAAGAAGAUGGCACAGCUCAAAGCCUAUGCAAACUCCUCCAAACCCACUCCUGAGGAUCCCUUGGACAACGACACAUUCGUCACAGCACGGGCUCGAAAGCUCCUCGAUGUCGAUGUGGUCCCAGCCAUCGUUGCAUGCUGUAAACAAACCACCUCGCCUACGAACAUAGCGUUGGUUGUUCGAACUCUSCUAUCCAUGAGCAAGGAACAAAAGAAUCGUCCAAAGAUGGCCCAGCAAGGUGCAGUCAAGCUACUCCUUCAAAUCCGUGAGCGCGUAGCAUCGACGGACAAAUCCACUGCUGAAGCCUCGGGAAUCUUGAGGAGUGCUUCACAUGCUUUGGCCCGCCUCCUCAUCUCAGUCAAUCCAGCACAUGUCUUCUCAGCAACAUUGUCAGCUUCUGCCGCCGUGAGCGCUCUGAUCCCACUCCUCGAGCUAGAUCCGGAGAGCGAGCAGCGGGAUCUACUGCCCACCUUCGAGAGUCUCCUCGCGCUUACCAACCUCGCUAGUAUGGAGGAUGCCUCACCUAGGGAGCUUCAAAUCAGAAAUGCGUGGACCAAACUUGAAGAUUUGCUCUUUUCCUCCAAUACUCUUGUCCAGCGCGCAAGCGUAGAGCUGGUCUGCAACCUUGUUGCAUCUCCUUCUGGGGUUGCAAAGUUUGCGGAUGGGAGCGCGGAUGCGAAGAGGAGGAUGCAGAUCCUGCUCGCGCUGGCUGACGUGGAAGAUCUUGCGACGAGGAGAGCUGCUGGUGGUGCUUUGGCCAUGCUGACGGAAUGGGAUGCUGCUGUCACUGCGGUGCUUGAUAAAGAUGGSGGAGUCGGCUUGAUUUUGGGAUUGUGCGAAGACGAUAGCGAGGAGAUUGUAUUGAGAGGUCUUGUUUGCUUGAGCAACGUCAUCAGUGCCCCUGGAGCGGUUGGAGAGCGGGGAAUAAAGAUUGUCAAAGGUGAGGAGGGAGGAGAGGUGGUGAAGGAGACACUGAAGAGCACCAAGAACGAGGAAGUGUUGCGAAUGGGUGUGGAGGUUCUGAAGAAGUUAAUGUGA
Molecule: messenger RNA, 2508 nt
Organism: Ramularia collo-cygni
Lineage: Eukaryota; Fungi; Ascomycota; Dothideomycetes; Mycosphaerellales; Mycosphaerellaceae
Product: related to actin cytoskeleton organization protein (Cro1), putative
Exons: 2
Coding region: 1-2508 (835 amino acids)
Source: RefSeq, a predicted model, not a curated record